This is a messenger RNA of Folsomia candida, 1764 nucleotides long. Its product is annotated as chloroplast stem-loop binding protein of 41 kDa b, chloroplastic. Gene Ontology annotation, molecular function: UDP-glucose 4-epimerase activity. The transcript has 9 exons. The record is from RefSeq and is a predicted model, not a curated record. Gene Ontology annotation, biological process: beta-D-galactose catabolic process via UDP-galactose, Leloir pathway. The coding region runs from base 363 to 1664 and encodes 433 amino acids. Gene Ontology annotation, cellular component: cytosol. Lineage: Eukaryota; Metazoa; Arthropoda; Collembola; Entomobryomorpha; Isotomidae.
UCAGUCAGAUUUACUGAGGAAACUCGACUGGGGGCCAUUUUGGAUUGAGGCCUUGCUGUUGCGGGUCGAGUAAAACACAAGUUUGACUGACUUCUAAACCUGCCUAUUGCUUUAAAGUAUUUUUUGUUGGUCAUGGUUGGUUAUAAGGUUUUGCUGGCUGUUGAAUUUUGAGAGGUGCAUUCGUACAUAAUACUGAAUACAUAAGUAAAUAUGUACAAGUAACAAGCUGGAGAGAGUUUGACAGUUCUUAGCGGGUGCUAUUUGCAAAUAAUUUCAUGGUUUAUGUGCAAAGUUGUAAUUAAUAGUUUAGUAGCGUAAUUUAGUUAAUCGGUGCUCGUUUAGUUUAUUUAUUUUUUGGUACGAUGAGACUGGACUCUUUAUUUGUGAUGGUAGUUUGGUGGUUGGCAUUGAUGAUGACUUGCGUCGCCGGAGAUGCAGCCUCUAAAGGGGUCAAGAAUGUGCUAGCGUUUGGAGGAAACGGAUUCAUAGGAUCCGAAGUGCUGGACGCCCUGUUCACGGACCCCACCCAAUAUUACAGCGUCACCCUCGUGUCCCGCGGCAACUGGUAUUUCGACUCCGCCACACGCAUUAAACCCAAACUUCACAAAACCAUUUCCUGCGAUCGUGAAGAUUCCGAUCUCGAAUUCUGCACUGAUCUCGUCACAUAUAUCAAAGAAACGCCAAGGAUCGACAUCGUCCUCGACUUCUCUGCCUACAAUGCAGCCGUGAUGUCAGCCUCUCUCGACCUCUUGAACGAGAAGGGUCCUGACAAAGUCGGCGUCUACGUUUUCAUCUCGUCCGACUCGAUCUAUGAGGUUUGUCGAGGCUCGGCAACCCCACGUGUGGCCGGGGAGGAGGACGACAAACGCCCAGAGAGCGAGGAAGAGCGGAAUCUCUUGAAUGAAGGAGAUUCUUAUGGGAAUGAUAAGCUCGAGUGUGAAGAGUUACUUCGAGGACCAGGGAAUAAAAUUCCUUACUUGAUCUUCCGACUUCCCGAUGUUCUUGGGGCACGAGAUACAACGGACAGGUGGUGGACAUAUCAAAUGUGGAUAGAAUUCUACGAUUUUCUUAAAGUCCCGCUCCUCAUUCCUGUGGAAAAUAGGAAGUUAAAGACGUCGUACGUUUAUGUGAAAGACGUAGCGCGUGCCAUUUUGCUGGCCCUGAACAAACCUGAGAGUUGGAAGUCCGUCUACAAUUUAGGGUUGGAGGAACCCCUCACUUUGCAAGAGUUUUUUGAACGGAUGGCGGUUGCGGUGAGAGGCCAAGGUCGCGAGGCGGUGACCUUUGACACGGGCGAGUUUAACGUGUUUCCCUCCGUGUCGAGAGGUUCCGUCACGAUUGAGAAGGCCAAGAGAGUCCUGGAAUGGGAACCAAGCACGUGGGAGACUGUCUUUAAGGAAACUGUGCCCUUUUAUAAAGAAGCUUUUUACAAGUUUACGUCAGAAAGAGACGACGCUUCGAAUCAGUUGACGCGCUUUGUGGUCCCGCGACAUCGGAAAGGCGAAUUUUUGCGGAUUAUCGACGAACUAGCUGCGAAUCCUGGAAUCAGUUUGGAUGAGCAUUUGGCCACGUUGGGAGGAGGGUCAAACGAUCAAGGUGGUGGUGGGAGUCAAGUCACUCCGGAACAACUUUUCGAGGAGAUGAUGACGAGGACGGAGCUGUAAUUCCAUAAACUAUUAUUCCAUUCCAUUCCGAAUUUGUUGGAUUUUACUCAGUAAUUUAAGAAGACGAACAAUAAAACGAUGAGCAAUUAGAUACAACCAA